GUGGACGGGUGUGGGUGAUGGAGGAGGAAGAAGGGUAGAGGGUGGUUCGCUAUGGCGGACGGGUGUGGGUGAUGGAGGAGGAAGAAGGGUUGAGGGUGGCCGGCUAUGGUGGACAGGUGUGGGUGAUGGAGGAAGAAGAAGGGUUGGGGAGGUCCAGCUAUUAAGGAUGGACGUGGGUGAUGGAAGAGAAAGGAGGGUUGAAGGUGACCGGCUAUGGUGGACGGGGUGUGGUGAUGAAGGAAGAAGAAGGGUUGGUGGUGGUUGGCUAUGGUGGAAGGGUGUGGGUGAUGGAGGAAGAAGAAGGCUUGGAGGUGGUCGGCUAUGGUGGACGGGUGUGGGUGAUGAAGGAAGAAGAAGGGUUGGAGGUGGUUGACUAUGGUGGACGGGUGUGGGUGAUGGAGGAAGAAGAAGGGUUGGAGGUGGUUGGUUAUGGAGGACGGGUGUGGGUGAUGGAGGAAGAAGAAGGGUUGGAGGUGGUCGGCUAUGGUGGGCGGGUGUGGGUGAUGGAGGAAGGAGAAGGGUUGGGGAGGUCCGGCUAUGGAGGACGGGUGUGGGUGAUAGAGGAAGGAGAAGGGUUGGGGAGGUCCGACUAUGGACGACGGGUGUGGGUGAUGAAGGAACAAGAAGGGUUGGAGGUGGUUGGCUAUGGUGGACGGGUGUGGGUGAUGAAUUUGACAAAUCAGAGAGGACAUGGUUCGGGCUACAGCAAGACGCUCAACAUUACCCAGAACUCGCAGAACGAAGCAGGGACGACAACGAAGGGAAUGAUUGAGGCAGAAAUCCGAUGCCAUUGGAAAAGAAUGAAAGAUGCGGAAAAAGUCGUAAGACCGCCCCGCGAUGAAACCUUUGUUGAGUUUCAGAGUUGCGGACUCGACAAGUACGGCCAGGUGGAACUUGAGACCGCACUAAAGUUCCGAUGGGACAGCCUGCCAAGUGUGUGGCACUUGCGUCAAGCCCGACUGCUAGAAACUAGCAACACCCUCUUGGAAAACAUUCAAGUCAUGGAAACUGAAGAAGAGCUUGCUGAUGAACUGUGGUUGUCAAAGAGUGGGAGGAUCAGCCCAGAGGGCCAUGGAUGGAGCGGAAGCACCAUGCCAGCAGGAUCAACAGAUGUCGAAGACAGAAAUGUGGCAGAAGGGGAAGACGAAAAUAUGGAGCAGCUUGAAGGUGGCUCUAAGCGGAGAACAAGUGAGGCCAAACCCUCAAUCGAUAUGGAUAAGCUAACUGCGACAUGGCAACGUGUAGGCGGCGAUUCUCCAGAGGAUGCAGCUGCGCUGGAGAAAGUUGCUGACAACAGGGUUUUCAUUAACUGCCUUGAUGUCGAAGACAUUAAUGCGGACAUCACAGAGUCGAACGAUCAAAAGGUCAUGAUGAUGAAUGGAUUGUGCCAAUCUCGCAAGGACAUCUUUGCGGUCAAGUGGCAGUUGCAGAAGCAAGAUCUACAGCUUGAGCAGCUCCGACAGGAAAUCCAAGAGCUGCAACUUUUCAGGGGUACAAAAGAGAUUCUUCAGUCCUUGAGAACCGAGCAGGAUAUAAUAAGAAACACAGAGGCUGUUCGGCUAGAACACCAGCUUCAUGCAGACCAGGCAAUCAAGGUUGCAUGGAUUGAAAAGUCGGAAAAGUUCGUUAAAGAGCGUGGAGUGCGGAUCAAGAGAAGUAUGGAGGAAAACAGAGAGUUCAAGCAGAAGCUUGACCAAGCAGAGGCGGCGUUGAAAGAGUGCAGUCGUGUGGCGAGCAUGCGUAUACCACCUGCUCUUGGAGAGAACAGCCCAGCGCGGCAGUGGGCACGGUUCCUGGCACUGAUGUCAUGCAGCGAGCUGAAAGAUAUUAUCAAAACUCAGAAGGAGGAGUUGGAUGAGGUGCGGCAAAAAGCGCUGGCUCUAAGGCGAAAGAGUUUUCCUUUCAUCGAUCAAAAUCAGACCACUCGACGGCGACCAGUCUCAGCCUCUGUCAACAAGCGCCGUCCAAUGUCAGCUGUGCCCGUGUACCAGCGCCGUCCAGGAACUUCGCCAGCUGCAUUUUCCUCCCGUAAUCGCCCGGUUUCAGCAGGAGCUUGACCGCACACUUUUGCAAUGCAAAGUUGUGCAAACAGUGGACAAGGGAUGGCAAGUUAUGGAAACAGUAGAUCCCGGAUGGAAAGUUAAGUUUUGAAAACACUGGAUAAGGGACGGAAAGUUGUGGAAACAGUGGAUAAGGGAUGGAAAGUUGUGGAAACAAAGUUGUGGAAACGGUGGAUAAACACAUCUAGAUGUG
Chara braunii is the source of this 2253-nucleotide messenger RNA. NCBI's taxonomy places the organism in Eukaryota, Viridiplantae, Streptophyta, Charophyceae, Charales, Characeae. The record is from the annotation of a GenBank genome assembly.